Molecule: messenger RNA, 2006 nt
Organism: Ictalurus furcatus (blue catfish)
Lineage: Eukaryota; Metazoa; Chordata; Actinopteri; Siluriformes; Ictaluridae
Exons: 4
Coding region: 46-363 (105 amino acids)
Source: RefSeq, a predicted model, not a curated record
CUCGCAGGGUGCAGUAAUUCAGAGACACAGUGUGGAAGCUGUUACAUGAAUACAGACUGCAGGAAGAGCAACAUGCUCAGGUUACUUCAUCACUGCUUGAUAGCCGUGUGCUUGGCUGGGUCCUUGAUGCUCCUGCCACUCUGUUGUGGUGGACUUAAAAUCUCAGAGUAUGAAUAUGAUUCUACUCCUUUACCAGAUUAUGACUACAAUGCCACAUUUGACUACAGUUUCUUCAGCAACAGCAGCAAUGAAGCCCUGGAGUACUUUAUCAGGGAGAAGGAAUCUGAAGAUGAAAAUGGGGGAUUGGAUAGAAGCCAAACAGAUCAAGUGGUGCCCACUCAGGCAAACAAGGAAUUCAUAUGAAAAGGAUAGCAGGAGGAUUGUGAGGGUCAACUAAGCUUUUCAGAUGAAACUUGCCAAAUACUUGUCUGUUGAACUUUGAGUUAGUGCUGAAAUGAGUUCCCAAUGAGCCAAGUAAUGUGGUCAGUGUUUGAAAUGCAUACUCAGCCCUUUUAUGUGACAUGGUUUUAUGUGUCAUGGUGAAUCAACCACAGAAAAAAAAAAAAAGUUGUGAAAUAUUUUGACAUUUGCAGAGUGCCUGGGUAAGCUCAGACAUAUUCUCAUAUAUCUCCUAAUAUGUAUGCCUGUAGAGAGCAAUAAAAUGUAAUUACAGCAAUAAAUAUAGUAACAAAUCACAUCAAAAUGUUAUAUGUUCUUGUUAUCUUGCUAUUUUUUUUUUUUCAGAUUGUGUUGGAGUGUCCGCACAGAUACUACUGACUUGUACUGAAAAGCCAUGUAAACAGAUGGCUCUUAUUAGUGUAGCACGACAGUAUCUUAAUCCCCCCACCAGCUUUAUAGCCACAUUUAGGCUGGGAAAAUAAACAACAACUCUGAAUUAUGACAGUGGGUUGAUCAGUUCUCAAAUAUCACAAGAUUUAUUUCCCUUAGCAUCCACCUCAUAUUUUUUAGUUUGGGAAUCUAAACAAAUGUCUCUGGACUAAGGUUGGGGGGGGGGAAAAAAGACCCUAAAGGUAAUUCCAUGUUAAAACUCUACAGGGCAAAUUCCUAGCAUGUUGCAGUCACCAUAAAGGUCAGAAUAGCACGCUGUGAGGGUCACAUUCCUAUUACAUUAUAUGAUUAUUAUCAUCAUUGGCCUGAUGAUAGCCAUUCUAAGUCUACCCUAUAGAGUCACUUUUGGAACAACAAUCUGGACAAACAACUCACCCUGAAAGUAGUAACUUUUGCCAGUCAUAGCCUUCUCCAUGUACUUCAGCCAGCAUGUAGAGGAGUACAGGAUAAUGACACGUAAAAAUGGUUGUACUAAUCUUGUUCGCCAAAGCAAACAACUCCUCUAUUUGCUGUCAGACACCAAAUGCUUUCAGAUCUCUGCAUUAAGUCAUAAAGAUUUAAUGGAUUGCUUUGUGCCUGCUAUGCAGAGCAGCACUUUAUCAGCAGCAGCAUUUUUGGACAAUCCUUCAUUCUUCCUUUAGAUGGAUUCAAGAUGUCUCACAUCUAAAAUAUAUAACUAAAUAUAUGCACCAAAUACAUUUUGAGCAUCUAAAUACAAUGUAUAAAGAUUUCAGCACUGAUCACAAGGAUAUCCAGAGUUACACUGAAGCUUGAUGAUAGCAGUAAGUACACACAGAUUUUGGUAAGCUCUGUUAUCUGUAAGUACCAUGUAAAUGACACCUGUCUCCUGUAGUAUCACAAAACUCUCUGGAAAGGAAAAAGCCUGUGAUUAGUAAUUUUGGGUUUUGUUUGUUUAAACAAGGGAUCCUUUUAACCUAAGAAGCAGGACAGUUUGCUUUUUAAAUCAAUGUGUUCAUUAUGUUUUUAUCUAUCAAGGUUACAGUGCGUCCGGAAAGUAUUCACAGCGCUUCACUUUUUCCACAUUUUGUUAUGUUACAGCCUUAUUCCAAAAUGGAUUAAAUUCAUUAUUUUCCACAAAAUUCUACAAACAAUACCCUAUAAUGACAAUGUGAAAGAAGUUUGUUUGAAAUCUUUUC